AUCCUGUCACCUAGGACACUAUGCACCUUCGGAUCCUGAAGAAAAGGCGCAAAAUGUUCAAGUAAUGCGUAGAGAUCGUCUGUGAGGUAACAAACAUGCCCUUGCCGGGGGCCCAACGGCAUGCACCUGCCAGACUGGAGCUCCAGGGGUGAGAAGAGAGGGCCGGGUCCUGCACGAGAGCCCGUCAGGCAGGCAGAAGGGGCCUGUGUGCUGCAGGGAGCACUGGGCGCGCCGGGGAACCAUGCCGUCAUCCGGACACCGGCUCCGGGAUGUCGAACACCACCCUCUCCUGGCCGAGAACGACAGUUACGACUCCUCGUCCUCCUCUUCCUCCGAGGCCGACGCGGCCGACAGGGUCUGGUUCAUCCGCGACGGCUGCGGCAUGAUCUGCGCCGUCAUGACGUGGCUGCUGGUCGUCUACGCGGACUUCGUGGUGACGUUCGUCAUGCUGCUGCCUUCCAAGGACUUCUGGUACUCCGUGGUCAACGGGGUCCUUUUUAACUGCCUGGCGGCGCUCGCCCUGUCGUCCCACCUGAGGACCAUGCUCACUGACCCCGGGGCGGUGCCCAAAGGAAAUGCCACCAAGGAGUACAUGGAGGGCCUGCAGCUGAAGCCCGGGGAGGUGAUCUACAAGUGCCCCAAGUGCUGCUGCAUCAAGCCCGAGCGCGCCCACCACUGCAGUAUUUGCAAGAGAUGCAUUCGGAAAAUGGAUCAUCACUGCCCGUGGGUGAACAACUGUGUGGGGGAAAAGAACCAGAGGUUUUUCGUGCUCUUCACUAUGUACAUAGCUCUGUCCUCCGUCCACGCCCUGAUCCUCUGUGGCCUCCAGUUCGUCUCCUGUGUCCGAGGGCAGUGGACUGAGUGCAGUGACUUCUCGCCUCCGGUGACUGUAAUCCUGUUGAUCUUCCUGUGCCUCGAGGGCCUUCUGUUCUUCACGUUCACCGCGGUCAUGUUCGGCACCCAGAUCCACUCCAUCUGCAACGACGAAACGGAGAUCGAGAGGCUGAAGAGCGAGAAGCCGACCUGGGAGCGGAGGCUGAGAUGGGAGGGGAUGCGGUCUGUCUUCGGGGGGCCCCCCUCGCUGCUCUGGAUGAACCCCUUUGUCGGCUUCCGGCUGGGGCGGCUGCAGACCAGACCCAGGAAAGGAGGCCCGGAGUUCUCCGUCUGAGGCCCGUCGGCAGACGGGAGCUGGCUUGUCCGGGGUCUGCAGGGGCCCCAGCAGCUCGCCCGUGACCAGCAGGGCAAGUGGGACCGACACAGACCCGCUGCCAUCGGCGAGUGUCCUGGACCGCAGAGGGUCCCGACCGGCGACGGCCGGCGCUCUGGACGGCGAGCGAAGGGUCUGUGGCCACGUGAAGAAGCCAAAUGUCACUGUCUCCUGCACAGUCAGGACUUCGGUUAAGAACACUUUGCGUUUUCCACGAAGUUGUGCGGGACCUGACGCGGGCCACUAAGACCCUGUGUCCUGAGCUGCUUUUUCAAUCAUGAAGAAAACCAGGCAAUCCAGUGAACGAGAUUUUCCAGCUUCGGGGCCUCCGGGCGCUCCUGCUGACCCCCCAGGGUCCGCCAGCGCACGCCCUGGAUCAAGGUGGGGACCUUUACGCAGAAAUACACUUGGUCUCCAUUAGCUCUGACACUCUGCACUGAGUUCGCCAGCGAUCUGUGCACUGAGCCGUGGAGGUGGCUCUGGGUGCUCGCCCUGUCCCGGAAGAGGCGGCCUCGGCCCCUUCGACAGCCCGCGUGCGAGUCUGUGCGUGUGCGCGUGUGCAUGUGUGCUUGAAACCGGCGGCGCUGUUGGGGCGACCCGGCAGUUCCGAGCUGUUUGUUAGAAGCGCAUCAGGGAUGAGGGGCGCGCUGCCCCAGGGCCCGGUCCCCUGGGGCUCGUUACGCGUUAUGAAUGUAUUGCGUUUUGGAGAAUAUCUUUAUCCAAAGAACAGUCA
Molecule: messenger RNA, 1940 nt
Organism: Suricata suricatta (meerkat)
Lineage: Eukaryota; Metazoa; Chordata; Mammalia; Carnivora; Herpestidae
Gene: ZDHHC7
Product: zinc finger DHHC-type containing 7
Exons: 8
Coding region: 242-1168 (308 amino acids)
Biological process (GO): protein targeting to membrane; peptidyl-L-cysteine S-palmitoylation
Cellular component (GO): Golgi apparatus; endoplasmic reticulum
Molecular function (GO): protein-cysteine S-palmitoyltransferase activity
Source: RefSeq, a predicted model, not a curated record